GAAGGUAAGGAUGAAGCUUCUGAUUUUGGUAGCGCUGUUUGGGCUCAGUGUUGCUCAGCACAAUCCUCAGUACAAACACGGACGAACCUCCAUCGUUCACCUGUUCGAGUGGCGCUGGGCUGAUAUUGCUGAAGAGUGCGAGAGGUACCUCGCUCCCAAUGGGUUUGGAGGAAUCCAGAUUUCGCCCCCAAAUGAUCACAUUAUCCUCAAUGAUCCAUGGCGUCCCUGGUAUCAGAGAUACCAACCGAUCGGCUAUAAUCUCUGCUCCAGGUCAGGAAGUGAAGCUGAGCUAAAGGACAUGAUUACCCGCUGCAACAAUGUCGGGGUGAAUAUUUAUGUGGACGUAGUGAUUAAUCACAUGUGUGGAGCUGGAGGUGGAGCAGGUACACACUCGAGCUGUGGAUCAUACUUUAACGCUAACAACAAAGAUUUUCCUACCGUCCCGUAUUCAGCCUGGGACUUUAAUGAUGGAAAAUGUUACACUGGCAGCGGAAACAUCGAUAACUACAAUGAUAUUAAUCAGGUGAGGAAUUGUAGAUUGGUGGGUCUGUUGGACCUGGCAUUGGAGAAGGAUUAUGCCCGUAGUAAGGUGGUGGACUUCAUGAACAAACUGAUCGAUUUGGGUGUGGCUGGGUUUAGGGUGGAUGCCUGUAAACACAUGUGGCCCGGAGAUUUACAGGUCAUGUACGGAAAACUGAAAGACCUUAACACCAAGUGGUUCUCCUCUGGAUCCAGACCCUUUAUCUACCAGGAGGUUAUUGAUCUUGGUGGGGAGCCAAUCACAGCAUCAGAGUACACUGGUUUAGGCCGAGUGACUGAGUUCAAGUAUGGUGCUAAACUGGGCACAGUUUUCCGUAAAUGGAACAAUGAAAAACUGCGCUACCUGGUUAACUGGGGUGAAGGUUGGGGAAUGAUGUCGUCCGGUAACGCGUUGGUGUUUGUUGAUAAUCAUGAUAAUCAAAGAGGACAUGGAGCUGGAGGAGCUUCCAUCCUCACCUUCUGGGAUCCCAGGUUGUAUAAGAUGGCUGUUGGAUUUAUGUUGGCGCAUCCGUACGGUGUUACUCGUGUGAUGUCUAGUUUCCGCUGGGAUCGAAACUUCGUGAACGGAGUUGAUAAGAAUGACUGGAUUGGACCCCCCAGUUACUCUGAUGGAAGCACGAAACCAGUUCCUAUUAAUCCUGAUUCAACAUGUGGAGACGGCUGGGUGUGUGAACAUCGCUGGAGACAGAUCAGGAACAUGGUGAUCUUCCGUAAUGUGGUGGAAGGACAACAGUUAUCCCUCUGGUGGGACAACGGGAACAACCAGAUCGCUUUCUCCCGAGGAGAUCGAGGAUUCAUCGUCAUUAACAAUGAUGACUGGGAUCUGGAUGAGACACUGAACACUGGCUUACCCAAUGGAACCUACUGUGACGUCAUUUCCGGUCAGAAGGAAGGAACUUCCUGCACCGGUAAACAAGUAACGGUAGGCGGAGAUGGACGCGCUCACUUUAAAAUCAGCAGCCAGGAGGAAGAUCCCUUCGUAGCCAUACACAUCAACACUAAACUCUAAACUCAAUAAACUGCAUGCAAAAUCA
Molecule: messenger RNA, 1574 nt
Organism: Trichomycterus rosablanca
Lineage: Eukaryota; Metazoa; Chordata; Actinopteri; Siluriformes; Trichomycteridae
Gene: amy2a
Product: amylase alpha 2A
Exons: 10
Coding region: 11-1549 (512 amino acids)
Biological process (GO): carbohydrate metabolic process
Molecular function (GO): cation binding; alpha-amylase activity
Source: RefSeq, a predicted model, not a curated record